CACACGGUGGUCCUCCAACCGCCGCAGCACCUGCUUCAGGCGAGCGUCAUGCUCCGCCUGGGACGGUGCGUGGAUGAUGAUGUCGUCGAGGUACACCUCCACCCCGGGGAUGCCCUCCAGCAUCGACGUCAUCACCCUCUGAAAACAAGGGCCGGCACUCGCCAGACCAAAGUUUACACGGCGGAACCGGUACAAACCCUUGUGGCUGACAAACGUGGUCAGGUUCUGGCUGUCGGGAUGCAGCUCCAGCUGGUGGUACGCGUCCUUCAGGUCCAGCCUGGAGAACAUCAGCGAACCACGGAGCCGAUCGAGAACGUCCUCAAUCCUCGGGAGAGGAUGACCAUCCGUGAUGACCGCCUGGUUCACCCUCCUCAUGUCAACGCAGAGGCGGAUGGCACCGUCCCGUUUCCUGCCAACGACCAGUGGCUGAAAGAGCUGGAUUGGAUGCUGGAAAGUGAUAUGAUAUGCUUGAAAUCACUUCGAAAAUUUUGUUUUCAAGGUAUUCCUGUGGAAAACGGUCGGCGAGCUCUGUGCUGGAAGCUGCUGCUGAACUACCUGCCACCCAGCCGGUUGGCCUGGGACGAGGCGCUGGACGGACAGCGCUGCGCCUACCGCCGCUUCGUCCGCGAGAUGGUGGUGCGGCCCGGUGGCGCCGCCGGCGGGUCCGCGGCGGCCCGUGUCGACGUCACCGAGCACGACCAUCCCCUCAGCGACCAGCCCAACUCGCAGUGGCAGACCUUCUUCAAAGACAACGACGUCCUGGGACAGAUCGACAAAGACGUCAGGCGGCUGUGCCCGGACAUAUCGUUUUUCCAGCAGCCCACCGAGUUCCCGUGCCAGGAGGUGGUGUGCGGCGACUACCACGAGCGGCUGCACGAGCGCGUGCAGCGCGUCUACCUGGACUCGGCCAGCGUGUGCCGAGUCGGCCUCGGCAUGCAAACGAAGGUGGACGCCAAGCGGCGCCAGCAGGAGCACGACUAUGUGGCGCUGCCCGGCGGCCAGGAGGCCCACUGGGAGGUCGUCGAGCGCAUCCUCUUCAUCUACGCCAAGCUCAACCCGGGACAGAGCUACGUGCAGGGCAUGAACGAGAUCGUCGGACCCAUCUACUACACGUUUGCCUCGAACCCGGACGCACGCUGGCGAGAGCACGCGGAGGCGGACACGUUCGGCGUCUUCACCAACCUGAUGUCUGAGAUCCGCGACUUCUUCAUAAAGACGCUGGACGACUCUCACUCUGGCAUCAACUUCCGCUUGCGGCUGCUGAUGGAGCGGCUGCACCACCACGACCCGCACCUGGCCGUGCGGCUCAAAGUGCAGCAGCUCUACCCGCAGUACUUCGCCUUCCGGUGGAUGACGCUUCUCCUGUCACAAGAGUUCACGCUGCCCGAUGUGAUAAGAAUCUGGGACUCGCUGUUCGCGGAUGAAAAGCGCUUCGACUUUCUGACGGAGGUGUGCUGCGCUAUGAUGAUACAAGUGAGGGAGCAGCUCAUGUCCGGUGACUUUGCGCACAACAUGAAACUGCUGCAGAACUACCCGCCGUUGGAGAUUCGCACCGUCCUGGCCAAGGCUGAGUGGCUGCUGUCGCGGUGACGCCCCGUGCCCGAGGGGCAGGCCGGGGCCUGGCUGCGGCCGGCUGCUCGUCACGGAGCUGUGUAUGCACCUGUUAUUUUCCUGUGUAUCGAGGUAUCGUGGUGGCGUCUGUUACGAGCGUCGUGAAAUGCUGCUGACAAGUCAGCAGAGUAUACUUAAUAUCCUGUGCAUGAUAUUCAUCAGUCAGUUUUAUAUGAAUACCAAGAUUGUUCAUACAUGUAUGCUCACAAGUGCUUCAUAUGUAUUGCUAUAAUAAUUCGGUACGCUGUGACUGCCAUUUUGAGAUCGAUCACUGACCGUCAUAUUUUGCUCAAAUGCGACGGAAUCCGUGAAUUAAUCAAAGUGCAAAACUCUGGAGAUGUUAUCAGUUGUAAUAUUUUGCCGAUUAUAAGACAUGUAAUGCAACUUAUCGGGCUUUGGUUGAAGCAAUAGUUACUUGCGUAAAAUAAACUGGUCGCGUUGGGCGCUGAA
This is a messenger RNA of Amphibalanus amphitrite, 2061 nucleotides long. RefSeq names its product TBC1 domain family member 13-like. The transcript has 9 exons. Lineage: Eukaryota; Metazoa; Arthropoda; Thecostraca; Balanomorpha; Balanidae. Bases 49 to 1590 code for a protein of 513 amino acids. The record is from RefSeq and is a predicted model, not a curated record. Gene Ontology annotation, biological process: intracellular protein transport; activation of GTPase activity. Gene Ontology annotation, molecular function: GTPase activator activity.